CCAUUCAUGGAGAAUGGCUCAGAGGUGAAGGAGUUCAUCCUUGUGGGAUUGACAGAUGCUCCUGAACUUCAGGUCCCCCUCUUCAUAAUAUUUACUGUCAUCUACCUCAUCACCCUAGUAGGGAAUCUGGGCAUGAUAGUCCUGAUAUUAUGGGACUCCCGUCUCCACACACCCAUGUACCUUUUCCUCAGUAACCUCUCUCUGUCAGAUCUGGGCUACUCUUCUGCCAUUACUCCCAAAGUGAUGGCUGGAUUCUUCCCAGGAGACAAAACCAUCUCCUAUAAUGGAUGUGCUGCACAAAUGUUCUUCUUUCUGUAUUUUGCUGUUAUUGAAAGUUAUCUCCUGGCUGCUAUGGCCUAUGAUCGCCAGGUAGCUGUAUGUAAGCCUCUUCAUUAUGCCACCACUAUGACACCCAAUGUAUGUGCCCGUCUGGUUAUUGGAUCCUAUAUCUGUGGUUUUCUUUUUUCUUCCCUUUACACAGGAAACACCUUUAGUCUCUAUUUUUGUAAUUCCAAUGUGAUUCGUCACUUUUUCUGUGAUAUUCCACCCCUCUUUGCUAUCUCCUGCUCUCUCACAUACAUCCAUGAAUUGAUUGUCUUUUUUGCUGUUACUUUCAAUACAUCUUUUGCCCUUUUUUUCAUUGUGAAAUCCUAUUUUUCCAUUUUCAUGGCCAUUUUGAGGAUGCGUUCAGCUGAGGGCCGCCAGAAAGCGUUCUCUACGUGUGCUUCCCAUCUCACAGCUGUAUCCCUAUUUUAUGGAACAGUACUUUUCAUGUACUUACAACCUAGCUCUAGCCAUUCCAUGGACACAGACAAAGUGGCGUCAGUGUUCUACACCAUGGUCAUCCCCAUGUUGAAUCCUCUGGUCUAUAGUCUGAGGAAUAAGGAAGUCAGCAGUGCUUUUAGAAAAAUCAUGGGGAGACAAAGCCUUCGCUAG
Messenger RNA from Monodelphis domestica (gray short-tailed opossum), 936 nucleotides. Lineage: Eukaryota; Metazoa; Chordata; Mammalia; Didelphimorphia; Didelphidae. The record is from RefSeq and is a predicted model, not a curated record.